Pongo pygmaeus (Bornean orangutan) is the source of this 936-nucleotide messenger RNA. Its product is annotated as keratin-associated protein 4-6-like. The transcript has a single exon. Lineage: Eukaryota; Metazoa; Chordata; Mammalia; Primates; Hominidae. Bases 19 to 654 code for a protein of 211 amino acids. The record is from RefSeq and is a predicted model, not a curated record. Gene Ontology annotation, cellular component: keratin filament.
CCUUUACCCUCUGACACCAUGGUCAGCUCCUGUUGUGGUUCCGUCUGCUCUGACCACGGCUGUGGCCUGGAGACCUGCUGCUGCCCCAGCUGCUGUCAGACCACCUGCUGCCGCCCCAGCUGCUGUGUGUCCAGCUGCUGCAGACCCCAGUGCUGCCAGUCUGUGUGCUGCCAGCCCACCUGCUGCCGUCCCAGCUGCUGUCAGACCACCUGCUGCAGGACCACCUGUUGCCGCCCUAGCUGCUGUGUAUCCAGCUGCUGCAGACCCCAGUGCUGCCAGACCACCUGCUGCCGCCCCAGCUGCAGUGUGUCCAGCUGCUGCAGACCCCAGUGCUGCCAGUCUGUGUGCUGCCAGCCCACUUGCUGCCAUCCCAGCUGCUGCAUCUCCAGCUGCUGUCGCCCCAGCUCCUGUGUGUCCAGGUGCUGCAGGCCCCAGUGCUGCCAGUCUGUGUGCUGCCAGCCCACCUGCUGCCGUCCCAGCUGCUGCCGCCCCUCUUGCUGUGAAUCCAGCUGCUGCCGCCCCUGCUGCUGCCGCCCCUGCUGCUGCCUGCGUCCAGUCUGUGGCCGAGUCUCCUGCCACACCACUUGCUAUCGCCCAACCUGUGUCAUUUCCACCUGCCCCCGUCCCUUGUGCUGUGCCUCCUCUUGCUGCUGAGCUCCUUUCCUGAACCUAUCUCCUCCCCUUCAGCUCACUCAUCACAGAAGCAGACCUGGUGCAUCUCAUAGACAACUCAGGAGAGGCCAUUCCCACCAACUGUGUGUCCAUAUCCUGGACAUAUAUCUAGGAUAUAUGUCCUGGCUAUACAUCUAGAAUAUAUGUUCCCCAUGUUGACCCAAGUGUGAAAUUAGAUGUUAUUUACAGAAAUAAAUUAAUCGAAUUUACCAAAUUUUGUACCUUAUAUUUGUAUUUAUGGAUACCAAGUUCUUCUGUCCCAAA